AUGUCCGUGCUCGAGGAACAAAUCGCCUUGUUCGAGGCAUAUCCGCCAGAGGAUAGAGCCGUCGACGAGGCUUUCAGCCGGCCACUUAUCAACUAUAUCGAAUCUCUCGAAGAUAUACACGACACGGUCGUCAAUAUCACGGAGAAACGCAGCCGAAACUUGUUCAAAGCAUUCACCAAAGUAAAGAUUGACAUGGGAGAGAUUCGUAAACUCAAUAGAGAUGUCGAAGAUCGCUAUAGACAGUUCAUGGGCACCAAAGAUAAUGUGGAGGUUAUGAAGGCCGACGUGGAAAUGACCAAGGCCAACCUGAAGGUUACAAAGGUCAACGUAGAAACAAACCUAUCCGACGUCGACACCGCUGCCAUCCUCCAGCUUCCAAUCGUAGCGUUCAUCGCUUCUUCGGUCCACAACGCCUGUCUUAAAGGAACGCGCGAGGCCGUUCUUGACAUGAUCUGGCACUGGGCCGACGACGAUACAUCGGACAAGCCGAUAUUUUGGAUCUGCGACAUUGCCGGUUCCGGCAAAUCCACAAUCGCAAUGUCCGCAGCGGAAAAGUGGAAGACAAAGGGGGUGCUAGGCGGACAAUUCUUCUUCUCCAUGGCAAGCAGCGAAGGAUCGAUCACCGACAAAUUUUGUUCGACCAUAGCAAGAGACCUUGUCCAUUACAUACCCCAGCUCGCGCCACACGUCGCCGGAGCCGUCAAGCAGAACCCUUCCAUCGUGCGAAGCUCCCUUGACGAGCAAUUCAAGACGCUCGUCGCUGGACCUCUCUAUCAUCGGCAAGGGCAUGUAAUCCUUGUCGUCGAUGCCCUCGACGAAUGCAAGUCUGUCUCACAGCAAAAGGAGCUUGUCGAAAUCCUCUCUGCGGCUGUUCAGGAAAGCAAAAACCUAAAGAUACUCAUGACAAGUCGGCCAGGCCCUGUCAUCGAAGAAGUCCUAGGAUCGCUCUCUAUCAAAGCCAAGAUAGAGGACCGCCUCCACGGCGUCAAUCAUCGCGAUACUGUCGAUGAACGAAUUGUCUCUACCUCGUACGAUGGGACAAUUCGACUAUGGGAUGCAGAAAAUGGUCAGCCGUUUGGGGGGCCGUUUGAGGAGCCACUUCGAGACCUCGAUGGCUUUCCCCUCGCGGCUCGAUUCUCUCCAGACGGCUUGGUCCUUGCUGUCGGAUUCUCUCCAGACGGCUCACAAAUUGUCUCUGGCUCGGAUGGCAAGACGAUUCGGCUGUGGGAUGCCGAGACUGGGCAACAAUUAGGGGAGCCACUUCGAGGUUACGAAGGCUCGGUCAGCGCUGUCGGAUUCUCUCCAGAUGGCUCACAAAUCGUCUCUGGCUCGUAUGGCAAGACGAUGCGACUAUGGUAUGCCAACUCUGGUCAGCCUCUGGGGGAGCCACUUCGAGGUCACGAAGGCUCGGUCUAUGCCGUCGGAUUCUCUCCAGAUGGCUUAAAAAUUGUCUCCAGCUCGUAUGGCAAGACGAUACGACUAUGGUAUGCCAACUCUGGUCAGCCUCUGGGGGAGCCACUUCGAGGUCACGAAGGCUCGGUCCACGCUGUUGGAUUCUCUCCAGACGGCUCACGAAUCAUAUCUAUCUCGGAACACGGGACUAUUCUAACAUGGGAUGUAAACUGGUGGAAGAGCGACUCAGACAUCCCUCACUGUCGCCCAGGCUACUGUCGCCCAGGCUGA
Serendipita indica DSM 11827 is the source of this 1683-nucleotide messenger RNA. The record is from the annotation of a GenBank genome assembly. Lineage: Eukaryota; Fungi; Basidiomycota; Agaricomycetes; Sebacinales; Serendipitaceae.